Molecule: messenger RNA, 2672 nt
Organism: Diachasma alloeum
Lineage: Eukaryota; Metazoa; Arthropoda; Insecta; Hymenoptera; Braconidae
Exons: 3
Coding region: 234-1265 (343 amino acids)
Biological process (GO): mRNA splicing, via spliceosome
Cellular component (GO): nuclear speck
Molecular function (GO): RNA binding
Source: RefSeq, a predicted model, not a curated record
CGUGACAUCCCAGAGCGGACACUUCGAAGGGAUAACCAACUAAGAGGGCGUCACCUUCAACAAUUAUCCCCACACACCGUAGCCUCACGUCGAGGGAACCUAGCGAAUCAGUGCUCACCCAGAUGUCUACAGAAAGCGAAUUAAACAAAGUGCAGAAUUCAAGCAGCGGGAUAACCUCACAAUUCAUCCUCGCAACAAAACCCGAAUGAAAAAUUGCCAAACAUCCUUGAACAAUGGCAACUCUCGAAGCUAAAGUCAUAAGUGAUUUCUACAAGUACCGUACUGAUUACGACGGUUACACCGUUUACUUCGAAAAUACCAAGCAUUACACGAAGAAGGAGGUGCGCAGAAUCUUCACAAAGUAUGGGGCUGUGAGGAAAGUUGCUCAAAGUGAAGUAUACCUCUGCAGUCACUGUUUUGUGGCAUUCGUCUACGAGGAAGAUGCGAGAAAAUGCAUCGAGGCGAUGAACAAUACUGGAGAUAUUCAGCUCUUGACGAUCACCCGUGGAAGAAUACGACCCCCUCAUCUGUUGGACAAACAUCGAGGAAGACCAGCGAAUAAUCCUAAUGCUAUUCCGGUUGGGAUGAAGAUUGUGAAGAAGGAUGGUGAUAACUGUAGAGGGAAGAGGAGGCCAAUUAAUGGACAAAGCGAUCCCAAAGUGAACCCUAAAGUCGGCAAAAACGCUGAUAAAACCAGUGAUGAGACCUCCACUGGACAUAUAAGGCCUCUGGAGACCAUUACGAGAGAAGACAUUCGUCUUGAGGGAAAUCUCGACUGCAAUGCCAAUAUUAUGGACAAAUUCGUUCAGGUAUCUUCAGAAUUCUCCGACCUUCGGCAGGAGCUGCGCAAAGAAGUGAUCAUUUUCUUGAAGCAGCUCUUAGGGGACCUUCCCCAGGUAAUUCAGAAAGUGACGACGGCUAAUUCCCCUGGGCAACUCGGGAAAUCAUUUUAUGUUCCUCUGAAGUCUCGAAUCCCCUGGAGAAUGAUCCGCAGUGUUAGGGUUGAAGAGGUACAGGCGUUUCCGGUUGUCAUUGCAAAUAUUCACGAGAUAUGCAAUGUAGAGUUCAUAAUGGAGCUGUUAGGGAUGUAUGAACCAAUGUUCGGGUCGAAGAUGAAGACUAUUCCGGGGACUUUGCUGCGGUACUGCUGGGUCUAUUUCAAAAGUACAAAGACUGCGGAGGCAGUGGAGAGGGGUUUCGAUAAUGGAAAAAUCUGUGGAAAUUGUCUUGUGGUAAGGAGAGUGUGGGUGUUGGGAGAGGAUUGAUUCAGAGGGAAGGGGUCUGAAUUUUUGGGGUUCAUGAGGGCAGGAGGGAUUUGUGAGAAAUUUUGGCAGCUAGACAGAAGGUCUUCCGAUGAUACGGAGGAGAAGGGCUCAUUUGCAAGGUGAUUGCCUGAUCAGUGCCCUCACUGAUGUAAUGUGGAUUUUUCGCGAUUUUUAGGGAGUUUUUGUCAGCUAGAGACAGGUCUUUUCCUCAUUCCUGCUAUCAUUGCUCUUUUGAGAUGGAAUAGCAUACAUAUGUAUUCACUCAUGUCAAAGAUAAUUUUUAAAUUACCACAAAAUUUUUUAAAAUUGAGAAAAGUUUUAUAAGAAAAUCGCUAUUGAUGAUCUGUGAAAAGAAUACUCGUUAGUCGGAUUACUGCGUGGCUAUGAAGUUGUAACAUGGCGCCUCUAGUAAUUUCGUAUAUCUUUGGUGAAUGAGGAUUUUAGAGAAAAGAGGUAAAAAUCAUUAUUAGUGAGAAAUAUCGACUACUAUAUGAGAAAUAUCUUGGUAAUUCCUUAGAAAUCAAUGAUUAGAGAGCUAAUUGCUUAAUUUCAAAUAUGGAAAAUGAAAUAUUUGAUAAUUAGACAUUCACUUAAGAAUCAGCUCCUUGAGGGUGAAAUGGCACAAGACCUUUCUCUGUAGCCACGAAAAUUCUCUGAAAAAAAUUUCAUCUAUGUAUGAAACUACCCAUUAGCCAAAUAAUAGCAUAAUCACGUUCUAUUAGUCCUCUGUUGAGUUGAGGGUGUGUAAUAACACACCUUUCACAUAUUGUUUUACUUUGGUUUUCACGAGAUUUGUUUGUCUGUUUUGAGUUUUAUUUUUUCAUGAAUUCAGAAUUUAUUUUUUCAAAUAGAUUGUCAUUGUAAUGGUUGACAGGUACGUUCGGGAUCUGAAUUAUUGGGGAAGAAUUAGCUUAAUUCAACGAUUUGGCUCUAUUAUAAUUAUUGAAAAUGUCCCAUUUCCGGUAUCUUAUACAUAAUAAAAAAGUGAAGAAAAAAUGAAAUGAAUCAGCAUCAUUGAUAUAGAAGUCAUCAUGGCACGAGUAUUUCAUUGUUUGUAAUCCAUGAAUACUUAUCAAAUCCACGGCUUGGUGAAUAGCACAUGAAAUCCACGAGUGAAAAAAAGUCGUUUGGAAGCUGAUAGGAAGAUGUCUAGUAUUUUAAACAGUAUGGACUUGAUGAUUAAGUUAUCUUUUCGUACGUUUGAUAUGAUAAAUAUUUUUAUUUUAACAAUUUAUAAUGGAAAUGAUUGUCGCAUAACUGGAUGAAAUUUGAAGAGUGUAUCGUAUCGGUUAUUGUUCUGCUAUAGGAUGAGUAAACAAAAAAAAUUGGGUUGAAAUUAUACUUUUACGUUUGAUAUAAUUAUAAAGAUAUUCUUCCGUUAUUUUUUUACAUAAGAAAAGCGUUGUA